Venturia canescens is the source of this 1002-nucleotide messenger RNA. RefSeq lists its product as uncharacterized. The transcript is spliced from 2 exons. Lineage: Eukaryota; Metazoa; Arthropoda; Insecta; Hymenoptera; Ichneumonidae. The coding region runs from base 549 to 986 and encodes 145 amino acids. The record is from RefSeq and is a predicted model, not a curated record.
UCGAGGGACAACGGCACUGCGGAAGAGCGGAAGCGGCCAAAUUUUUUCGACCGAAUUCUGGCCGAGGUUGGAAGUUUGAAUCGAGAAGAAAAAUCUUCGUCAAUUCGUCGAAAUGUUCGACGCUCACUCACGUUUUAGUGACUCUAGAAGCUCUCAAUCGCCGAACAGCAGCAAAGCGGCGAUCGUCACGAGUAAUCUCGAGCCCGUCGCCUACGUAUUUGCCAAAGUGAAUUUACCAACGAAUCGUAUCGGCUCGCGAUAAUCGCUCAAUAAAGCAAAAGACGUUUCAACGACUGUGAGCAAUUAAAAGGACUUUGACACCGUUAGUUGCGUCGCUUUGACACACGAAUUAAAUCCAGGGCACGAUUAAUUCUCCUGCUUUGAAAAAGCCGUGUGCAACAUACGGAAAAGAUGGCAAUUUUGUUACGAAAAAUAUUGAAGGCUCGCAGCUAAUGUGAAAGGGAGAAUGGAGAGGGGACGACGACGAGGCGAGAUCAGAGAAGAGACAAAAUGCUCAUGCGUGGGAGAUUUCGACGGAGAGAGCGAGCAUGGCGCGGGAGUUGCGCGAGAAGGGAUGCGGUUUCGUUCGACCUUAUAGCUGGUUUUGCGCCGGCAAGAGGGCAGAGAAGAGUGAGGAAGAGAAAGAGAGAGAGAGAGAGGAUCGACUGGAGCCAUCGAUGGAAUUAGGGGCCAACGAUGAAAAAGCAGCGAGGAGUAAAAUAGUGAAAAGGCUGGAUUGGUUGUUGGAAAAGUGGCGAGGUCGCCAUACACACAGAUGCCAGUAUCAAAAGCGUCGAAAGGAGUCGCGUCGUUGGAAUUAUUCGAGCGGCUUGAUCGGGUCGUACGAUACGAAGAAAUGUUACAUCAGGAAUUGGUAUCGAAUAAGAAAGAUUGGAAAUUGGAGACGAGAAAUGAGAGAUCGAUCGAGAGCUUGUCAAGAGGAGCGUGACAAAAAGAGACAAUUAAUAAUCACAAAGAUUGGAUAAAAAAUUUGGGCGAUGA